Messenger RNA from Linepithema humile (Argentine ant), 4884 nucleotides. Its product is annotated as 5-oxoprolinase. Gene Ontology annotation, biological process: glutathione metabolic process. Lineage: Eukaryota; Metazoa; Arthropoda; Insecta; Hymenoptera; Formicidae. Gene Ontology annotation, cellular component: cytosol. The record is from RefSeq and is a predicted model, not a curated record. Gene Ontology annotation, molecular function: 5-oxoprolinase (ATP-hydrolyzing) activity.
UCGUAGAUUGGUGAUGUUAGAGCUGCUCUUAUAUAAAACGUGUAUAUUGCGAUCAAAUCAGUAUAAUAAAACCAAGAAGACAUAGUGACAUAUUGUAUUCACCGUCUCAUCCACAUCAGUAAACAAUGGGAAACGACAAAUUCCAAUUUGCUAUAGAUCGCGGAGGCACAUUUACCGAUAUAUAUGCCAGAUGUCCUGGAGAUAAGAUCCGAGUUAUGAAAUUACUGUCGGAAGAUCCCAGUAAUUAUAACGAUGCACCUACAGAAGGUAUUCGCAGAAUAUUGGAAGAGGAAACUCAUGUUAAAAUGGAUGGCGGCACAGUGGACACUUCUCAAAUAGAAUGGGUCAGAAUGGGAACAACUGUCGCGACUAAUGCGCUAUUAGAAAGAAAAGGCGCGAAUAUGGCGCUAUUAAUAAAUGAAGGUUUCGAAGAUCUUCUUUAUAUCGGUAAUCAGUCUCGGCCAAAUAUUUUUGAUCUGGAGAUAAUGAUGCCUGAAGUUUUGUACAAAAAUGUAGUAGGAGUAAAAUGUAGAGUGAUACCUGCUUUACCGGGAAAGUGUCGUAUGGAAAAUCAAUCGUGGCGAAAGGUAAAAGGUUCUACCGGCGAGGAUCUGUUCGUUACUCAAGAACUCGAUGAAAUACAAUUGAAGGAAGAUUUGAAAGAACUUCGUAGUCAGGAAAUAGAGAGUCUCGCUGUCGUUCUGAUGCAUAGUUAUACUUAUGCGGCUCACGAAAUCAGAAUUGGCGAAUUAGCAAGGGAAGCCGGUUUUUCGCAAGUAUCCCUUUCACAUGAAGUGAUGCCAAUGGCUAGAAUAGUUCCUAGAGGUUUUACAACGUGUGCAGAUGCUUAUUUAACACCACACAUUAAGAAUUAUCUACAGACAUUCUCUUCAGGAUUCAAAGACAAUUUGAAGGGUGUGAACGUGUUAUUCAUGAGAAGUGACGGCGGAUUAACACCUAUGAAUUCCUUUAAUGGAUCCCGUGCUAUACUUUCUGGGCCAGCUGGUGGUGUCGUCGGAUACGCAAUGACGACAUACGGGAAGGAGACUGAUCUACCCGUGAUAGGAUUCGAUAUGGGCGGCACAUCGACCGAUGUAAGUCGAUACGGAGGAAGUUAUGAACACGUUUACGAGAGCACCACUGCGGGCAUCGCUAUACAAGCCCCUCAGUUGGAUGUCAAUACAGUUGCGGCGGGAGGUGGAUCAAUGCUUUUCUUCAAGUCGGGUCUCUUCGCGGUCGGGCCUGAGAGCGCGGGAGCCCAUCCUGGACCAGCGUGUUACAAAAAAGGUGGUCCACUAACUGUAACGGAUGCGAAUCUAGCAUUAGGUCGUCUGCUGCCCGAAUACUUUCCUCAAAUUUUCGGCCCUGAGGAAAACGAACCGCUCGACGUAGAUCGGACAUUAAGUUUGUUCACAACGCUUACCGGCGAGAUAAAUGAAUUUCUGGGCGCGAAGGAACUAAUGUCGAUAGAUGAAGUGGCAAUGGGAUUCAUCAAGGUUGCGAAUGAGACUAUGUGCCGACCGAUUCGCGCUUUGACUCAGGCAAAGGGUUACGACACUUCCCGUCACGUUUUGGCGUGUUUUGGCGGCGCAGGUGGACAACAUGCUUGCGCAAUUGCACGAUCGUUGGGCAUAAGCACGGUGUUUGUUCAUAAGUAUGCCGGUAUUUUAUCAGCUUACGGUAUGGCAUUAGCAGACGUUGUCGAAGAGAUGCAAGAGCCUAGCGCCGAAAUUUACAAUCCAGAAAGUUUCGCCCGAUUGGACGAUCGUCUGGAUGCGAUGGAAGCCAAAGUUAAAAGCAAACUUCGCGCGCAAGGAUUCGUUGAUUCUCAAAUAAAAACGGAAUCAUUUCUACACUUACGUUAUGAGGGUACUGAUUGUGCUUUGAUGUGCACCUCUAUAGACCGUAAUUCAGAAAACGGAACCACCAGACAUGGAGAUUUUCUUGCCCCCUUUUUAGAAAGGUAUAAGACAGAGUUUGGUUUCACCAUACCAGAACGUAAAAUCAUGGUGAAUGACGUGAGAGUACGCGGAAUUGGUAAAACUAAAAUUCCCGAGGAUCCUAUAUUAUCUCGUUCACAAGCUUCACCAAAAGCUGAUAAGACCACCAUGGUAUAUUUCGAAGGCGGUUACAAGGAGACUGGCGUCUAUCAAUUAGAUUCAUUGUCGCCUACAGAUAUUUUACAUGGUCCCGUUAUUAUCAUGGAUAGUUUGAGCACACUUUUAGUAGAGCCGGAUUGCACCGCGGAAAUCACUUGUCGCGGUGAUGUAAAAAUUACAAUUGGGCAAGGUCUACGAACGAAAGUUACGACUGAUCUCGACACUAUUCAGCUUAGUAUCUUUUCGCAUCGUUUUAUGAGCAUCGCUGAACAAAUGGGUCGAGUACUUCAAAGAACUUCUAUCUCCACUAAUAUAAAAGAGCGAUUGGAUUUUUCGUGUGCAAUUUUUGGACCUGACGGUGGUCUCGUUUCCAAUGCACCUCAUAUCCCGGUACAUCUGGGUGCCAUGCAAGAAACUGUGCAGUAUCAAAUGAAAGCAUUUAACGGCAAAUUUUCACUGGGAGAUGUUAUUCUCUCAAACCAUCCAUCAGCAGGCGGUUCUCAUCUUCCAGAUUUGACAGUUAUCACGCCAGUAUUUUACAAAGAUGUGCCAACACCAGUAUUUUUCGUGGCCAGCAGAGGACAUCACGCUGACAUUGGUGGUAUCACGCCAGGCUCAAUGCCACCGCAUUCAACAAGCCUGAAUCAAGAAGGCGCUGCUUUUAAAAGCUUUCUGUUAGUACAUAAAGGAGAAUUCCGAGAAAAAGAAGUGACGGAUGCUUUGAUGGCACCAGGCAAAGUGCCGGGAAGUUCGGGAACCAGAAAUCUUGCCAACAACAUUAGCGAUCUCAAAGCUCAGAUUGCAGCAAAUCAAAAAGGUUCACAACUGGUGAACGAACUGAUCAACGCAUACAGUCUCGAAGUAGUUCAAGCAUACAUGGGUCAUAUACAACGCAAUGCCGAGAUUGCCGUUCGAGAUAUGUUAAAAUCAAUAGGCACUAAAGUUAAAACCUUGCGAACGCAUUUGGGACAUCAGAUACAUACUACUGAUUACCUCGAUGAUGGCAGUCCCGUAGAUUUAAUUGUGAAUCUUGAUAUAGAAAAGGGCGAAGCGGUUUUCGAUUUUAGUGGAACGGGUUAUGAAGUAUGGGGUAAUUGCAACGCACCGCGUGCCAUAACUUUGUCUGCGAUAAUUUAUUGUUUGAGAUGUAUGGUUGGCCAAGAUAUACCAUUAAAUCAGGGUUGUUUAAAGCCUGUGAAAAUUAUUAUUCCGAAAGGAUCGUUACUCGAUCCCUCGGAAGACGCGGCGGUGGUAGGCGGCAAUGUUUUGACAUCUCAACGUAUUGUUGAUGUGAUACUAACAGCUUUUGAAAUUUGCGCGGCUUCGCAGGGUUGCAUGAACAAUGUAACCCUCGGCACUGAGGAAUGGGGUUAUUACGAAACAGUUGCAGGUGGCAGUGGAGCAGGACCAACGUGGAAUGGUAGAAGCGGCGUUCACACGCACAUGACCAAUACGAGAAUUACCGAUCCAGAAAUACUGGAGCUUCGCUAUCCAGUUAUACUUAAUCAGUUUUCACUUCGUUUUGGAAGUGGAGGUAAUGGGGCAUAUACUGGUGGUGAUGGAGUUGUUCGUCAAAUGACAUUUAGAGCUCCAAUGACACUAUCUGUGUUAACCGAGCGAAGAGCGAGAAGUCCACCUGGUUAUAAUGAAGGUGAGAACGGAAAACGUGGACUCAAUACUUUGAAGCGUGCUAAUGGUAGAUUGAUCAAUUUAGGCGGAAAAGCUAGUGUUCCCGUCUGUGUGGGGGACGGAUUUAUUAUGGAAACUCCGGGUGGUGGCGGUUACGGCCUCAUUAGUAAGAAGCAAGCAGAUGAAAAUUCCGACUAUCGACGUCUAAAAAGACGUUCAUUAAAACAUAGAGAUUCAAAAUGGAAAAAAAAUCAGCAUAUCUUCACGGAACGCGGAAGUGUUUUUGAGUACCGUAAAGCUCAAGAAUCCGUUUAAAAAAAUCACAGUUAUCAUAAGUAUUAUGAAUUAUGGUCGGAGAACAUAUUCCGGAAAAGUGAAUGUGACUUAUGUGUUCUAAUAAUUUUUCAAUAAUUAUAUAAAAUAUUCAGAAAUAUUCUAAAUAAUAUAACAAAAUUAAUGAAAUAUAUUUUAAAUGUAUUUCAUGUCAAAAUAAGCAAUGCUGUUCGAUAUUAUACAAUUUAUCAUAAUUCUGACGUGGAAAUUUCACGAUGAGCUGUCGCGGAUGCGUAACAGACGGUAAAUCUAAGAUUUGAUAUAAUCUAUAAUAUUGAUUUUAGAUAAAGUUGCAUGGAUAAUAAUUUUCUUUAAUCAAACACAUUCUUUUUAAAGAAGAAAACUUGUACAAAAGGGUAUACUUUCACUUUAGGUAUAAAUUAUAAUGACAUAUAACGAAUCAAAUCGCUUCAGACAAUUUUAGUCCUCGGUCUAAAUCAGUCAGUUUAGCAAUGCAAAAUCUUAUUAAAAUUAAAUUAAAAUAUCCAAAUUAUAAAUUAAUAACUGAAAACAAUCCUCAGGAAAAAUUAUAAAAUUAAAAAUUUGUUAUUACGCAAAAUAAAGUGUAAUUCUUGAGUACUUAAGUUCCUUAAAAAUUCGAAUCAGAACGUGAAGAAUGUAAAAAAUUUUCUUCUGUUCUACUAUUUGCGCUGAUAGGACAAUUGGUCCACGUUAAUACAAUCAAAUAAAGAAAGGCUCACCGCGAAAUUUUGCAUACUAGUUUAUGUUUUAUAAUAUUGUAUUGUUGUAUAAAGAGUAUUGCAUAUAUUAUAUAUUUUAUAUGUGCAAAGAGCAUUUAUAUUAUUAAAUAUUUUUAAGUGUU